AUUCCAUCACGGAGUGCAUAUAUAUUUUAGUUUGUAGAUAUUUAGAUAUUCAAUCCAGCUGUUAUAUGGUCGGUCAUAUUCUUAUUUAAGGUUACGCAAGCCUGGUCUGGAGAUAUAGUUUUCAUCCAAGUUCAAUGAGUUACUGAUUGUGAGUGGCAGUUCCUAGUUAGUUACGUUUCCAGUUGAUAAGAUAACCACACAUAAACAGUCUUAACUUAAUAUUCAUUCAGCCUUUUGAACAUGUAUUAACUUAUGGUUGACGCUCAAGAAGAUAAAGUUGCGCAACCAUUCUUACAAAUGGCAGAUAAGGUCUUUUCCCUAUAGACUUACGACGAAGGGCAGUGACAUUGUGGCGAAAAUAAUUAGUCUAACCCAAACUUGUCUCUUCCCAUGUGGCAAUAAAUCUAGUCGUAGUCACUACAAUUUAAUGAAUUUAAAUCCCAUGUAGAUUUCACGAGUUGAAAUAUUUAUUAAAGAUUGUGUUAGCCACAAAGCGAAGGAAACUUUGUGCGUCGGAAAGUUGAGGUGGCGAGUGUGGCAGCAAAGUUAAAGCCCCGGAGGGAAAGAUCAGUUCCAUUUCCAUUACGAGAUCCAUCUCCUCGACCGACUCGACAAACAAAUUCCUUUCUCCCUUCAAUUUCGAAAUGUAUAAAAUAUCCAGCGGUGGAAGGAAAAGGCAGGAAAUAAGUCUUGUUGUCGUCUCCGUGGUGGUCUUGACGUGCGGAUGGGCGAAGGCAUGUGACGAUUCGUUACCACCAUUUCAAGGAUUUGGUGUCUUUCUCGGCGCUGUCGGCCACUUUGCCAGUUCCCCCAAGGACACCGUUGACCAAGUUGUUGAUCGAGUCUACUCCGACUUGGGCAUUAGACAUUACCGGAUUUCGUAUGAAUCUCAGUUUUCACCCGAACCCAACAACUACACAAUUUCCUGUUCACUCUCACGUUUUGCAUGUACCUGGAUUCAACUUUUGGACACGAUUUCAAAGUAUGACAAGGAAAAUGAUAAAAUUUCUGUAAUUGCAUCCAUUUGGAGUCCACCCCAUUACAUGAAAAAUCCAAUCCUGAACACCUUAAAGGAAUCUCAUGAGCAAGAUUUUUACUAUUUCAUCAAAAAUAUCACAGAAAUAAUUAAACAACAGUUUAACGGCCUCCAAAUUGAAAAAGUAUCGCCAGUGAAUGAGCCCGAAAAUAUUGUGGCCAGUUGGGAACAUACAAAUAUGAUGCCCAGCCAGUUGUGCCGCAUGGUGAAAGCAAUGAAUGAUUCUUUGGUGUCGCUAUGCCCCGAAAAUUCCUACUAUUGGAUGUCUGAACUAUACGCCAAUUACACUGAUGAGGAAUCUGGGAUUAGUUGUCGAGAUAGUUGCGACACGUUUGCGACCCAUGGAUACACCUUAGACAUUGAUUAUUGGUCUCCAUAUCGGCUCUACGCGUAUUAUGAUCCUGGGAAGUAUUCUCGCUUCACUUCCAAGCCAAUUUGGCUGACGGAAGUGAGUUCGACCUUUCCACGGCUUCCCACAGUCGCCAAUCAGCUCAAAGAAGGACUCGACCUUGCUACAAACAUCGUAAAUUUCGUAGGAACCAGUUGCGUUCAACGCUACUAUUUUUGGUCAAUGUAUACGGACAGCGACUCUGGAGAAAGUUUAAUUUGGGGAAAUUUUAGCGAAAACUCGACGCUGGCUGGAGACCAUGUGUUCUACUACCCGAAAACGUACCACAUCUAUAAACACUUUACUAAGGCCAGUUUCGGUGGGGAUAAGUAUAUCAAGGACUGCAAAAUACGCCUUGAUCCGAUUUCCUCGUCGAAUUCGCAAGAGGAGCAGCUAUGUCUUAAAUUUGCUGACAAGAUAAACAAUACAAGUAUCACAGUAUUUCUGAACAAGGGCGAUGAUCAUGUUAAACUUGAAGGUGCCUCUUGUGUGUCAAGUUCUACGUUGUGUUGCACCGCACAGGAAUUUGAUUGGUGGUGCACUGCAGUGGAUGACGAACCAAUAAUUUUGCCCAAAAAAUCAGUUUGUUCCUGCCAAACACGACUGGAUGACAACAGUGAAUUUAUUGCUAGUUCUGAUAUAUUUUCUAAUGAAGUAUAAAACUAUUGUUAUUUGUUAUUACAAUUUUUGAACUUUUAACCUGACGAAUAUUUAUACGAACCUGUAUAUAAACCUGUUACAAUCAACAAUUACGAAGA
Folsomia candida is the source of this 2182-nucleotide messenger RNA. RefSeq lists its product as uncharacterized. The record is from RefSeq and is a predicted model, not a curated record. Lineage: Eukaryota; Metazoa; Arthropoda; Collembola; Entomobryomorpha; Isotomidae. Bases 645 to 2084 code for a protein of 479 amino acids. The transcript is spliced from 6 exons.